Scheffersomyces stipitis CBS 6054 is the source of this 819-nucleotide messenger RNA. RefSeq lists its product as uncharacterized. The coding region runs from base 1 to 819 and encodes 272 amino acids. NCBI's taxonomy places the organism in Eukaryota, Fungi, Ascomycota, Pichiomycetes, Serinales, Debaryomycetaceae. The transcript has a single exon. The record is from RefSeq and is a predicted model, not a curated record.
AUGUCUUCCAGUCCACUACUUUCUCCUUGCGACUCUUGCACCACGCUUCCGCUUAUCGACGAUUUCAACACCUCGAUCUUUCAGACGUAUCUCUCACUGCGAAUCGCCGAUCUAGUGCAGCACCAGAAAACAGACCAGGACAUUACGCUUAUCUACAACCACCAGGAGAUCGUCAUCCGCAUCUGCUCCGUGCUAAAUGUGAUCAACUCGUUCAUCGACAGCGACUCCGUUCGACUUUCGUUGCUGGACCUUACAGUUACACAUCUUCUCAUAUACUUGUACCAGGGCCAGAGUCACAUUUUUGGGACACGGUUUUACAUUGACCAAAUCUCACUAAUUCAUUUGGGCAAAGGCUACAAGUUUGAAAACAAAACCUCGCCCUACUUGCAUACGCUCAACAUCCAGCAGUUCAAUUCUUUUCUAGUUUGUAUUAAUAGCGACAGCACCAUAGGCUCACAGCCAACUCCUUCCAUCUACCAGUUCUUCAAUCUCAAGAACUACGUCAACGACCAUGUGGUUGUGAACGGAGUCAAGGUGAAAAUCGACAUGAAUUCACAGCCAGUCACUUACAUGGAUGGCUUUAUCAACAAGAUCAAGUCCAAGAACGGCAGACAGUCGUCGGUGGUGUCUAACACCAGCACUCUCACUUCUAAUUCUGUCAAUAGCCAGACGAUAGUUAGCAAAGUAGAGAGCCAAUCGUCCAAAUUGUCGAGAUCGGCUACAAAAGUUGGUCUAGACACCGGCAAGGACGCCGAUGACUUCAAGAGGCCUCCUCGCCAGCUCAGAAGAUCGUUGAAACGGUUCUUCUUCAAUCUGUAG